UUUUCUUGUUUUGUAGAAGAAUGUCUUCCAAGCAGGCUACCUCUCCAUUUGCAUGUGCAGCUGAUGGAGAGGAAACAAUGACCCAGGACUUAGCAUCACGAGACAAGGAAGAGGGCAACUGUGAUCAGCAUGCGACCUCUCAUCUGCCUCUACAUAAUGUAAUGCACAACAAACCUCAUUCUGAGGAGCUACCAACUCUGGUCACGACCAUCCAACAAGAUCCUGAGUGGGAUGGAGUCAUCUCAGCCCAGCACAGAAUGGAGUCGGAGAGUAAUAAGUUAUGUUCCCUAUAUUCCUUCCGAAAUACCUCUACCUCACCAAACAAGCCCGACGAAGGAAGUCGUGACCGCAGUGAGCUAAUGACCAGUGUUAAUUUUGGAACGCCAGAACGCCGCAAAGGAAGCCUUGCUGAUGUGGUGGACACACUGAAGCAGAAGAAACUGGAAGAAAUGACCAGGACUGAGCAAGAGGAUUCAUCCUGUAUGGAAAAGUUACUUUCUAAAGACUGGAAGGAGAAGAUGGAAAAAUUAAACACAAGUGAUCUCCUUGGAGAAAUUAAAGGUAUCUCACUAGAUCAAAUUUUAAAU
Messenger RNA from Leptosomus discolor (cuckoo roller), 587 nucleotides. The record is from RefSeq and is a predicted model, not a curated record. NCBI's taxonomy places the organism in Eukaryota, Metazoa, Chordata, Aves, Leptosomiformes, Leptosomidae.